Molecule: messenger RNA, 1593 nt
Organism: Exaiptasia diaphana
Lineage: Eukaryota; Metazoa; Cnidaria; Anthozoa; Actiniaria; Aiptasiidae
Product: next to BRCA1 gene 1 protein
Exons: 2
Coding region: 126-1436 (436 amino acids)
Molecular function (GO): calcium ion binding; zinc ion binding
Source: RefSeq, a predicted model, not a curated record
UCAAAAAUUUGACGCAAAUUAGCGAAAAGAUGAAACGGAAGAAAAUAUUCUUUGACGUUUUCCUGUGCUCUUAAAUACUAGUAUGAACGUUGAUUUGUGUUUUUAGUGUUUAAAGAAGGUUAAGAAUGAGUUCAAUCAGUCAGUUUAUUUGCGGAGCGGUUGCUGGCGUUGCUGUUGUUAUCACUGUUACCAGACUACGAAAUUACUGGACAGAACCAGAACCAACAACAACACCUCAACCAAGCAUUGACUAUCGAAAUGAUGCCAUCGAUCAAGAAAGUCUAACUCAAGAAAGAGUCCUUCAUACCAUCCAGAGUGCUGCAACCCCAAUGAGGGCGACACCAGAUGAACCAAGUGAAGAAGACGAGGAGGAACCGAGACGCAAAGAGAAUGAUUGUCAAAGUAUUUUGAAUUUGUUGUAUAAUAUAGCUGAGGAUCAGGCCAGGAAAGAAGGUUUUAUUCACCGUGGUAUAACCUGUAAUACAUGUAAUUGUACACCAAUAACUGGAGUGCGUUACAAGUGCGCAAAUUGUGUAGAUUAUGAUAUUUGUGAAAGGUGCGAGACUCAGGACUGCCAUAACAGAACUCACGUAUUUUUGAAAAUCAUUAUCCCUAUCCCACCAUUGGCCAAUCCAAGGACACCUUGCACAAAUGCGCUGUAUCCAGGCAAGAAAAACCACCCAUGCCAAUUAACUUGGGAUGAAAUUGAAAAAAUAAAAAAUGAGACCCAUUUUGACCAAGUGGAAAUUGAGGCUCUUGUCCAGCAGUUUAAAACUCUUGCAACAGAAGAUCUUGGAAUUACAAAAGAUGUUUUUGAUCAAUGUCUUGGUCCACUUGGACAGCACAGAAAUUUGGUGAUGGAGCAGAUGUUUCGAUUCUAUGACCAAGAUGGAAAUAAUAUAAUUGAUUUAGAAGAAUUUAUCCAUGCUUUAUCCAUUUUAGUCAAAGGCACUCAAGAAGAAAAAAUCCCUUUUGCAUUUAAAGGUUAUGAUAUAGAAUCCAAAGGUUACAUUAACAAAGAGAAUUUGAGAAACAUGUUCAAGGCAUAUUUUAAUGUCAGUUUGGAGCUGGUGCGAGACGUUGUCAAGUCUUGUGAAGAGGAGAUGAUGGCAUCUUUUGAUGAUGCAGCUGAUAAACCUGUGUCAGCUGUAUUUAAUGCGCCAAUACCCAAUCAUGGAACCCCGUCUACUUCUGGUAAACCCUCACAGCAUUACAUGUACUCUAACCAAGGUACGUCUUCACAAAACGGUCCAGAUGGUAUGUGGCCUGUGAUGGAAGCAAUGUCUCAAGAUGCAAUUGAUGAAAUGGUAAAUAAUGUUUUCAAGCAUGCUGAUCUUGAUGGAAAUGAAGAGAUUUCAUUUGAAGAAUUUAGAGCUUGGGCAGCAAAUGACAAUACUUUGCUUUCUUGGUUUGAAGCAUUGGGAACAGUGUUUUAGAUUUCUUUUCUUACAGGGUCAAUCUAACACUAGAUACUUUAUUGUUUUACUGGGAACAUCAUUUUAGAUUUCAUGUUGGAAACAAAAUGGUUCAUGUGAGUUUUAGGGAUCAUUUCUAUGCAAGAUUAGAUAACACUUAUAACAUAUUAAUAAUUAU